Molecule: messenger RNA, 815 nt
Organism: Poeciliopsis prolifica (blackstripe livebearer)
Lineage: Eukaryota; Metazoa; Chordata; Actinopteri; Cyprinodontiformes; Poeciliidae
Gene: twist1b
Product: twist family bHLH transcription factor 1b
Exons: 2
Coding region: 125-634 (169 amino acids)
Biological process (GO): regulation of transcription by RNA polymerase II; developmental process
Molecular function (GO): RNA polymerase II transcription regulatory region sequence-specific DNA binding; protein dimerization activity; DNA-binding transcription factor activity, RNA polymerase II-specific
Source: RefSeq, a predicted model, not a curated record
UUCAAGGAACCUAUUUAUGGAUUGUUUUGCGGUGGAUCUUCAGGUGGACCGUCUCCCAGGCUUCUCAUGAGAGGGGAGUGAGUUCUCGGAGCCCUCUCUGGCCCUACGUCUUCUCAGGUGGGAGAUGUCUGAGGAAAAUCUGGGGGAAGAGUCGGGAAGCUCCCCCGUCUCUCCUGCGGACAGCCUGAGCAACAGCGAGGGGGAGCCGGACAGGCAGCCGAAGAGAGGCGGCGGGAGGAAGAGGAGGACGAGCAGGAAGAGCGGGGACGACUCGGACAGCCCGACGCCGGGGAAAAGGGGGAAGAAGUCCGGGAGCAGCAGCCCCCAGUCCUUCGAGGAGCUCCAGUCGCAGCGGGUGAUGGCCAACGUCCGGGAGCGACAGAGGACGCAGUCCCUGAACGAGGCGUUCGCGGCCCUGCGGAAGAUUAUCCCCACGCUGCCCUCGGACAAGCUGAGCAAAAUACAGACCCUAAAACUCGCUGCCAGGUACAUCGACUUCCUCUGCCAGGUGUUGCAGAGCGACGAGCUGGACUCCAAGAUGUCAAGCUGUAGCUAUGUGGCUCACGAGAGGCUGAGCUAUGCCUUCUCCGUGUGGAGGAUGGAGGGAGCCUGGUCCAUGUCGACAUCUCACUAACACCUGGAGACUUUUAAAUUUUUUUACUGCUAUUAUUUUUAUUUUUUUAUUUUUUAUUUUUUGCCCAAAAUGGUGACUGCUGAAUCUACUUAUCAAAUUCUGAAGGGACAUUCUGGAGGAGUCCAAUGCUGGAAACAUGGGAUCAACCAAACCAAAGACGACUCUGUGGCUCUGCAUGCAU